CUCCACCCCCAACCCUCUCCUCGGGAUAGCGCUCCGCUCUAGGCUCUGUGGCCUGGCAGGUUCUGUCAGCCGUUCCUCUUCCCCUUCUUAUACCCUGGGCGCGACCCCGGGGGCGGAACGCUGCUCCGGCCAUGGGCCUAGAGCUUUACCUGGACCUGCUGUCCCAGCCUUGUCGCGCCGUCUACAUCUUCGCCAAGAAGAACGGAAUCCCCUUCGAGCUGCGCCCGGUGGAGCUGCUCAAAGGCCAGAACCACAGCGAUGCUUUUGCCCAGGUGAAUCCCCUGAGGAAGGUGCCAGCCUUGAAGGAUGGGGACUUCACUUUGGCCGAGAGUGUGGCCAUCCUGUUGUAUCUGAGUCGCAAGUAUGAGGUCCCUGACCACUGGUAUCCCCAGGACCUGCAGGCCCGUGCCCGUGUGGACGAGUACCUAGCCUGGCAGCACACAGCCCUUCGGAGUAGCUGCACCCGAGCCAUGUGGCAGAAGAUGAUGUUCCCAGUGUUCCUGGGUGAACAGGUGCCGCCUGAGACAUUGGCAUCUACUCUGACUGAGCUGGACAGGUGCCUGCAGCUGCUUGAGGACAAGUUCCUAAAGGACCAGGACUUCGUUGCUGGACCUCACAUCUCAGUGGCUGACUUGGUGGCCAUCACAGAGCUGAUGCAUCCUGUCAGUGCUGGCUGCCAAGUCUUCAAAAGCAGACCCAAGCUGGCUGCAUGGCGCCAACGUGUGGAGGCGGAGGUGGGAAAGGACCUCUUUCAGGAGGCACAUGCAGCUGUCAUGAAGGUCAAGGACUUGCCUCCAGCUGACCCGGCCACAAAGGAGAAGCUGAAACCCUCUGUGCAGGUUUUGUUGCAGUGAGGGGAAGGCCAGGCCUGCAGAGAUGAUGGAGACUCUGUUUUCAAAAUAAACAGGUGGCACUGCUCCUCCUGGGCUGUAACCAAGACACACUCUCCAGGCUCUGUUCCCCGGUUCCCUCCAGGCAUCAGGUCUUCCUUCUUUUGUUUUGUCUUCAGUCUUCACUCCCACCCCUUCCACUCUGACUUUGUGUGACUCCUGGAAAGAGCUUAGUAAACACAUAUUUGACCUUG
Messenger RNA from Lutra lutra (Eurasian river otter), 1084 nucleotides. Its product is annotated as glutathione S-transferase theta-3-like. Gene Ontology annotation, biological process: glutathione metabolic process. Gene Ontology annotation, molecular function: glutathione transferase activity. Gene Ontology annotation, cellular component: cytoplasm. The record is from RefSeq and is a predicted model, not a curated record. Lineage: Eukaryota; Metazoa; Chordata; Mammalia; Carnivora; Mustelidae. Bases 132 to 854 code for a protein of 240 amino acids. The transcript is spliced from 5 exons.